GCUGUGUUGUAGAGCAGGAAGGAGAGAAGAAAGCAGCCACAGCAGCAGCAGCUGUUUGAUGGACGCGCGAGAAGAAGAGAGCCGUUCAGCGCGUGUUUACCGAGCAGUGUGCGCGCGUGUCUGGAGCCCGCAGAGCGUGUUUGUGGAGGGCGAAGAAGCGGAGAACGGCCUCGGAUUAAUCAGCGGAGACUCCCUGUCCGUCCUCACCGGCCAUCCGUUACACUCAGCAGGGCUGCGUGUGAGCGCGUGAGAGAGGGAGACAGAGGGAGAGAAAGGGAGUGUGUGAAGGGCCGUGCAUGCUGAUAUCGUGUGUGUGAGUGUGUGAGUGUGUGUGUGAGGAUGGGCUGCACGCUGAGCACGGAGGAUAAAGCGGCGGUGGAGCGCAGCAAGAUGAUCGACCGCAACCUGCGGGACGAUGGAGAAAAAGCAGCGCGCGAGGUGAAGCUACUGCUACUGGGUGCUGGCGAGUCUGGGAAGAGCACGAUAGUGAAGCAGAUGAAAAUCAUCCAUGAGGCAGGUUACUCGGAGGAGGAGUGUAAGCAGUAUAAGGCCGUGGUCUACAGCAACACCAUCCAGUCUAUCAUCGCCAUCAUCCGUGCCAUGGGCCGCCUCAAGAUCGACUUUGGAGACCCAGCGAGAGCGGAUGAUGCGCGGCAGCUGUUUGUUCUAGCCGGCAGUGCGGAGGAAGGCUUUAUGACCGCUGAACUGGCUGGAGUGAUAAAGCGCCUGUGGAAGGACGGAGGAGUGCAGGCCUGCUUCAGCCGCUCCAGAGAGUACCAGCUCAAUGACUCCGCUGCAUAUUACCUGAAUGAUUUGGACAGGAUAUCCCAGGCUACUUAUAUCCCCACCCAGCAGGAUGUGCUGAGGACACGUGUUAAAACCACCGGCAUCGUGGAGACUCACUUCACCUUUAAGGACCUGCACUUCAAGAUGUUCGAUGUUGGAGGUCAAAGAUCAGAGAGGAAGAAGUGGAUCCACUGUUUUGAGGGUGUGACAGCCAUCAUCUUCUGCGUGGCUCUGAGUGACUAUGACCUGGUGCUGGCUGAAGAUGAGGAGAUGAACCGGAUGCAUGAGAGUAUGAAACUGUUUGACAGCAUCUGCAACAACAAGUGGUUCACAGACACCUCCAUCAUUCUGUUUCUGAACAAGAAGGAUCUGUUUGAGGAGAAAAUUAAGAAGAGUCCGCUCACCAUCUGCUACCCAGAAUACGCUGGCUCCAAUACAUAUGAAGAGGCGGCUGCGUAUAUCCAGUGUCAGUUUGAGGACCUGAACAAGCGUAAAGACACGAAAGAGAUUUACACACACUUCACCUGCGCCACCGACACCAAAAACGUACAGUUCGUCUUCGAUGCUGUCACUGAUGUCAUCAUCAAAAACAACCUGAAAGACUGCGGACUCUUCUAGACACUCUUUGGAGUCUGGUGCAGAAUUUGUCCAUUUUGAUGUGUAUUAACGUUGGACUACGGUUCUGAACUUGUGUUUGGAGAGCAAUUCUCCUGGACCAGUGCUGUACAUUGGGUCUCGUUUGUCCACUUUAUUUAUGCUUCUGUCUCGGGACAUUUUAAACAGUAGCACCUUUAAAAAAAAAGAAAAAAAAAGAAAAUCAUCAGAUGUUUGUACAACUGUUGCUGUCGCAGCCAUGUUAUGUUUUUCACCACAAUUUUUUUUUUUUUUUGGACCAAAGGACCUGCAUUUAAUCCUACUUUCCUUUUUUGAACAAGGUUCACUUUUGCUGGAAAUGUUUUUGUCCCCUGUCCUGGUGGAUAUUAAGAAAGGAGAGGAGGGUGUUUUUAAUCUGUGCAGUUUGUUGGGUUUUGUGCCUUGGCAUGUGUUUCUGCAGUGUUUGUCUCAUGCUUGAAUUUUUGCUUGCUGAAUAUCUACCAAUGUCCCACAUGUAAAAAAUCCCACUGCGUACUACAACGCAAAUCCUUCUCUACAUAAAAGUGUGUAUGAGCAUAUAUAAGUGUGAAUGACUGUAUAUGAGUGUAUAAGAGCGUGUAUGAGUACACGACUAGUUAAAAGUUUGAACACACCUAUGUAUGAUUGUAUGAUUUUCAGUUUUUCUAAAGACAUUUUAAUCUACAGGCUUAUGCUUAAAAGUCUUUAAGUCAUUAAGAUAAAUAUUCAAAUUGAUUUCUAUGUAUGAUUUUUUAAAAUCAUUUUAAACAAUAUUUUUAUAGUUUUCGUUCAUUACUCAGGUGACAUUUAGAGUUGGAAAAUAGAGUUGGAGCCACAAUGAUUAUAUCAUCCUAAUUACUGUGUGUUUCCUGUUAAAAGUUAAUGAGUGGAAAGUUUGUUCUCAUCAACGCAUUUCAGCCAAUCAUUGGUAUCGUAACGACAAAGGGUGGGGUCUACAUAACCCUGUUUGUUAGAUGGACAAUAUUUCUGCCUGAACUUGUUCAAUAGGAACUAUUUCAUAACUAUUUCUCAUUUUUAUGUCUUCAAUAUUUUUCUAAAAUGCAAAAAAUAAUUAAAAAGAAAGAGAAACCAGUUUUAUGAGUAGGUAUAUCCAAACUUUUGACUGGUGGUGUGUAUAUGAGUGUGUAUGAGUGUGUGUAUGUCUAUCAGAUAGGGCUGGCCUAUAAUUUGACUACUCAAGUACUCAUUUGUCAUUGUUGGUAUUCGGUUCUUUAUUUGGUAUCUGGAAGCUUCUUCUUUUUUUUAAAAAAAAAUAGAAGUUAUUUUUAUUAUAUGAAAAAUAUAUUAAUUACAGCCUGUUUAAGUUGAAUGCAUUAUAAAUAUAUGUCAGUUAUCCACAUCACUUUGCCUCAGCACAACAAACUGCACCACCUUCCACAUAGCUGCUGAAGCUAUAAGAGCAAAGAUGCCUCAGAAAUCGCACCUGUGGGAUAAGAAUAAUUAUAUAAGAAAAAUGCUCAGUGCUAGAUUUGUGAUAAGAGGCUGGUGCACCAGGGAGGCAAAGCAAGUUAGCGAUACUUAUCCAAGUACUGUGCUGACACCACAGCUGAGUUUAGUACUAUCAAAUUUCAUAUGAUUGCAAGAGCCGCAUCCAGGGUGGUUCUCCUCACAUUCAGACCAGCUUGUAGCUCCGAAGUGCCCUCAGUCCUCCGCUCCGCUCUCUGAAGCUCAGCUAUGACUGAGCUAAACUAGGCCUGUGUAUUGCCUUUAUAGCUGCUUUCCAUGACAAAGAACGGCAAACUAUCCACUUGAUAGGAUAUGAUAAUAGUAAUAAUGAACUAAAACAAAACUAAAACCAUGAUGGUAAUAAAUGAAAUGAUUAUUCUAAUUUAUUACACCCUUAGCAUCUAGAUACGUGACUCAUAAACGCCAGAGUCAUUGAAGCUGUCUUUGAACGAGAGGGCUACAAUCGUAGAUUCUAUCCUAGGAACAUACAGCAGACUAUUAAAACAUCAUUGACAUCUACUGAAUAUAUUCUGAACAGCAGUAAUGAAGAUAUUCUAAAUUAUGUUUAAUAGUGAAACGUAAAUGUUAUUGUUUUUAAGGGGGAUUUUGAGUUUUGGAAUACUCGAUCAGAAAUACCUACGAGUAUUUGAAGCCUGUAAAAUGCUGUUUGGACCGGCCCUUAUAUAAGAGCUUUAGGAGAGGGUGUAUGACUGUACGAGAGUGUGUAUGACUGUAUGUGAGUGUGUAGACUUAUCUGUGAGUGUAUGACUGCAUGUGUGUGUAUUACUGUGUGUAUGAGUGCAAAUGACUGUAUGUGUGUCUAUAUGACUGAAUGUGUGUAUGAAAUUGUGUAUGACUGUAGUUGAAUGUAUAUGUGUGUAUGACUAUGCAAGUGUGCAUGACUGUGUGUAAGUCAAUACGACUGUGUGUGAGUGUAUAAAAGUGUAUAACUAAAUGUGUUUGUAUGUGAGUGUGUUUGACUGUGAGUGUGUAUGACUGUGCGAGUGUGUUUGUGUGUUUGACUGUGUGUAUAACUGUGAGUACAAAUGGCUGUAUAUGUGUGUAUGACUAUGUAAGUGUAUAUAAUUGAGUGUUUGACUGUAUGUGAGUGUGUAUGACUGUAUGUGUGUAUAACUGUGAGUGUAUAUGACUGUGUGUUUGAUUGUAUGUGCAUGUAUAACUGUAUGUGAGUGUGUAUGACUGUAAGUGUAUAUGAUGGUGCAAAGAAAAGACUGGAUAGAGUGGAUUUGUGUGUGUGUGUAUGUGAAAAUAUAUGAAGUGUAUAUUCUUGUGUGUGUGUCUCAUGUUGGAAACUGAGAGAUGGUCCCAAGCUCCAUGUCUCCAUGGCAACAAAACGAGAAAAAGGAGAGCCCAUGGUGCUUCAGAAGGAGUGUGUUACUGACAGACGCUGAGAGAUUUGAGGAGUGUGUGUGUGUGUGUGUGUGUGUGUGUGUGUGUGUGUGUGUGUGUAUGUGUGCGUCUGUGUGCGUAUGUGCACAUCUCCAUCCCAGUGGCCACAGCUAGCCGCCAUCUCACACACUCACGCACAUGCAUACAGAUACUGCUAAAGGACCUGCAAAGGCUUUCAAGUGAAGAUGAUGAUAAUGUUGAGGAUUAUAACUGCCACCACUGUCUGUGUGUUCACUCUGUGUGAAAACAUUUGGAAACAUUUGUACACUCAUGUCCCUUAUUUUGCUAAUAAAAAGCAUUUGCAACCA
Messenger RNA from Colossoma macropomum (tambaqui), 4583 nucleotides. It is a transcript of the gene gnai1, whose product is annotated as guanine nucleotide binding protein (G protein), alpha inhibiting activity polypeptide 1. Gene Ontology annotation, molecular function: GTPase activity; GTP binding; G protein-coupled serotonin receptor binding. The transcript has 9 exons. Gene Ontology annotation, biological process: adenylate cyclase-modulating G protein-coupled receptor signaling pathway. The record is from RefSeq and is a predicted model, not a curated record. Bases 340 to 1404 code for a protein of 354 amino acids. Gene Ontology annotation, cellular component: heterotrimeric G-protein complex. Lineage: Eukaryota; Metazoa; Chordata; Actinopteri; Characiformes; Serrasalmidae.